UUGCCAAAAAAAAAAAACAAAAUUUGUUUACAACGUGUCUACAAGUCUACCGCAUAAUAAUUAUGUAAAUAAUUAAAUAAUUAUUUAAGUAUUAAUUAAUAAAAAUGAUACGACAUAUAUUUAUAAUUAUUUUUAUUUAUUUACUACAAAACUCAUCGGCCUUUAGUAAUAAUUACUACAAUGAUUCAUUCGACGAAGAAUUAUUUAUAAAACCACUGCCAAGUGGUCAUGUGUACGCUUAUUUUCAAUUUACAACUCUAUGGCAUAUACCAAAGGAUCCAGAGCAUCUUCAUCACUCCCAUUUAUUUCCAAGAGGUCUAGCAGUUUUGAUAGCACGACACAAUGUUGAUGAAUUGCAUAUUAGUUUGACCUCUGGACUGUGGAAGUAUCAGAAAUGGGGAUAUCCAGUUUAUGACGCUGGUGCUGGUGCUGAAAUAUGGGCUUGGUUCAAUGAAGACGUUCAAGACGUCAACGAAGCUUGGAAGGGCCUAACAAAUGCAUUAUCAGGAUUAUUAUGCGCUUCUCUCAAUUUUGUUGAUCCAUCAAACAGUUUAUCACCAGAGUAUAGUUUCCGACCGACGGGUGUCCAUGAAAAAUCACCGAAUUCUAGUCACUUGAGAUACUCGUCACUACCACGCGAAAUUGUUUGCACGGAAAAUUUAACACCAUUUAAAAAAUUGUUACCAUGUGAUUCCAAGAAGGGUCUGGCGACAUUACUAAACUCAGCUUAUAUCCACAACACAAAUUACCAUUCAAUAGGUAUCCAUUUCCGUACAGUCUGUCGCAACCCAUCAUGCACGCUGUCGUCUCUAGAGCUGCGGCAAACGAUAUCGCUGGUGUACGACGCAAUGGCUGAUGAAAAUCAGGACUGGUCGCUGAGAAAACUCUUUGGCAUGGGUCUACAAGGGGUUUGUCCUCUGGCCACCCUGAGUAAUAUCUACAUUGACACAUCUACUAAUAAAACUGUUCAUACUUAUCAACUGACACCUCCACCGACUGCGACGAUUCUCAGUCUCCGAGGUGGACAGCAAGAUAAAAUAGCCGUCUACGACAACAGAGUACAUACUGCCAGAGGAAUUUUUAACAUCGCCGCCAUACAUAAUAAACUACGAACUAAUUUUAUUAAUUAUCCGUCCAUUCUUUCUGCCAACAGAUACAUUAUCGGAUAUGGUCAAGAAAAAGGCAGUCUAGUUACUAAAUUAUUUAAUAACCACUGGCAACCAAUUGAUGUAAUUUUACUUGAAAAUAUCCCCUGGUAUUUAUCUGUUUAUUUACAUACCAUGAAAAUUACGCGUGGUAAUGAAAUUAUAAAACCAUUACUUCUUCGAUAUUUACCUGGUAGAGAACGUCAGCAGCCGUAUUACCUCGAGUUAAUAAUUCGAUUGCCGCCUCAUUCAGUAACUAAAUUUUCGAUUCAAAUGGAAUAUCUAUUUUUAAAAUGGCAAGAGUACCCGCCUGAUGCUAAUCACGGUUUUUAUAUGGGCCCAGCCAUAAUCACUGCAUUAUUACCAAUAGCUAGAAAUUACACAGGGCUGCCUGUUGACGGAAGUACAAUUACCUCAAGCUUCAAUGCAUCACGCGAUGGCUACUUGGUUCAAUUACGAACAGAAACAAUUUUAAUCAGCUUACCAACUCCUGAUUUCAGUAUGCCCUACAAUGUUAUUUGCUUAGCAUGCACUGCAGUUGCACUUGCAUUCGGUCCCUUGCAUAAUAUUUCAACUAAAAGACUUGUUUUGAAAACAAAUAGUAAAGAAGGAUGGAAAGACAAAGUUAGCAAUGCAGUAAAAUCGAUAUUAUCGAAGUUCAAAUCAGAGAAGAAGCAAAAGGAAGAAUAGAUUUUUUUUUUACUUUAAAAUAAUUUAAAUAGAUCAAUUAUUUAAACAAUUAAUUAAAUUUCAUUUCAUUAAAAAAACUUUUACAUUUAA
Microplitis mediator is the source of this 1925-nucleotide messenger RNA. RefSeq names its product GPI transamidase component PIG-T (gene PIG-T). Gene Ontology annotation, cellular component: GPI-anchor transamidase complex. The record is from RefSeq and is a predicted model, not a curated record. The transcript is spliced from 7 exons. Gene Ontology annotation, biological process: attachment of GPI anchor to protein. The coding region runs from base 105 to 1835 and encodes 576 amino acids. NCBI's taxonomy places the organism in Eukaryota, Metazoa, Arthropoda, Insecta, Hymenoptera, Braconidae.